This is a messenger RNA of Rhincodon typus (whale shark), 644 nucleotides long. It is a transcript of the gene tpd52, whose product is annotated as tumor protein D52. Lineage: Eukaryota; Metazoa; Chordata; Chondrichthyes; Orectolobiformes; Rhincodontidae. The transcript has 6 exons. The record is from RefSeq and is a predicted model, not a curated record. Gene Ontology annotation, cellular component: cytoplasm. The coding region runs from base 192 to 644 and encodes 150 amino acids.
GGUGGGGUUUGGGUGGCUCCAGGAGUCGGCGGUGGAGGCGGGUGCCGGACGGACGGUGUCGGGGUGGUCGUGCUGCUAGUGCAGGCGGAGGGCCGGGUGGCUGGCUGCUUGACUGACUUCGGAGCCGAGUUGUGGCGGUUGGAGAGGAUCCUCUCGCCACCUGCUCGUCAUUUGUGAAGAAAGUACGAGGGAUGGACACUUCUAAUGAAGGCCUGUUGCAAGGUGAUCCAGCACCCGAAAUUGGAGAAGAUGCUGUUGCAACUUCUGACCUUGGAGGUGGAAUGACAGAUGAUGAGCGAGAAGAGCUGACAAAUGAACUUGCUAAAGUGGAGGAGGAAAUCCAAACGCUUUCUCAAGUGCUUGCAGCUAAAGAAAGACAUGUUGCUGAAUUAAAGAAGAAGCUAGGAUUGACUCCACUACAUGAACUUAAACAGAAUUUGUCAAAAAGCUGGUUAGAUGUACAAUCCUCCACAGCGUUUAAGAAGACAUCUGAAACCCUCUCUCAGGCUGGUCAGAAGGCUUCAUCUGCAUUUACUAAUUUUGGUUCUGCUAUUACCAAAAAAUUUGAAGAUGUUAGAAAUUGUAAGCUAAUCGCUCAGCUUGGUUGGCUGCGAUUAGCACAGACCUCAAGUUACUUUUGCUAA